Messenger RNA from Acanthamoeba castellanii str. Neff, 252 nucleotides. Its product is annotated as molybdopterin synthase small subunit MOCS2A family protein. NCBI's taxonomy places the organism in Eukaryota, Discosea, Longamoebia, Acanthamoebidae. Gene Ontology annotation, biological process: Mo-molybdopterin cofactor biosynthetic process. Gene Ontology annotation, cellular component: cytosol. The transcript has a single exon. The record is from RefSeq and is a predicted model, not a curated record. The coding region runs from base 1 to 252 and encodes 83 amino acids.
AUGAGAGUGAAGUGCCUUUUCUUCGCGGCGAGCAGGGACGUCACGGGAGUGCAGGAAAAGGAGCUCACCUACGCUGACGGCACAAAGACCGACGCACUCAUCGCGAAUCUCAUAGAGCAGUUCCCCGGAUUGGGUCCCAUCUUCCAGAGCGCGGUGCUGGCAGUCAAUCAAGAGUACAUCGAUCCCGAAUCCCCCAUCGAGCUCAAGGACGGCGACGAAAUCGCUGUCAUUCCACCCAUCAGCGGAGGCUAA